AUGGCGGCUCAAUUCACCGAGGAUAAUAUCCAGGACCUCAAGUUCCGCCUGGAAGAUGCGGCCAUCAAGUGUUCCGAGCGCUGUUUAUACCAGUCCGCGAAAUGGGCCGCGGAGAUGCUUGAUUCCAUACUCCCUAUUGACCGGUAUGACACGGAUCCUGAGUCCCCCAUGGACAUCGCCGAUGCGCCUCCGAGUCCGCCGAACCCGUAUCUCCGCACCCAGGAUCCUAUCGAAGCUACACUCGAGGCCCAGGAAUCCUACAAGUAUCUGUUAGCAAAGUCCUACUUUGACACACGUGAGUACGACCGCUGUGCGGCGGUGUUUCUUCCUCCCACAAUUCCAACUGUGCCACUUUCCACUUCGUCGCCGCAUAAUCCUAAAUCGAGGCCGUCCUUAACGCCCCAGAAGGGAAAAAGCAAAGCAUCUCCCUAUGCAGGCGUCAAGGAUCAUAACGCAACUCGCAACCCGUACCCUAAGCUCAGCCAAAAGGCCCUAUUUCUUGCCUUGUACGCCAAGUAUUUGGCUGGGGAAAAACGCAAGGAUGAAGAAACAGAAAUGGUCCUGGGUCCUGCGGAUGGCGGAACCACAGCGAAUCGCGAACUGCCCGAUUUAGCGCGAGGAUUAGAGGGAUGGUUGACUGAGCGCCGGGAGAACGGACUAGAAGACAGCAGCCAGGGCUGGCUGGAGUAUCUCUAUGGCGUUAUCCUUCUCAAGGGGCGGAACGAAGAAGAGGCCAAGAAGUGGCUCAUGAGGAGUGUUCAUUUGAAUCCGUUCCACUGGGGAGCUUGGCAGGAGCUAAAUGAUUUACUUGCCAGUACCGAAGAUUUGAAACAAGUGAUCGACAUUUCACCCCAGAAUAUCAUGACGCUCAUAUUCCAUGUGUAUUGCAGCCAGGAACUGUAUCAAGCAACGGAGGAAACCUACCGAGCUUUGUCCGACCUGGAAACAAUCUUCCCCACCAGCGCCUUUCUGAAGACCCAGAGGGCGCUGCUUUACUACCAUUCGAAAGACUUUGAGGAAGCCUCGCGCAUAUUCACAGACAUCUUAGUCACAUCACCCCACCGUCUCGACAGUCUCGACCAUUAUUCCAAUAUCUUAUAUGUCAUGGGGGCACGUCCCCAGCUCGCUUUCGUCGCACAAGUAGCAACCGCAACGGACAAAUUCCGCCCCGAAACGUGCUGCGUGGUAGGGAAUUACUACUCCCUCAAAUCCGAACAUGAAAAGGCCGUCAUGUACUUCCGCCGUGCUCUUACUCUCGACCGAAACUUCCUCUCCGCAUGGACCCUCAUGGGCCACGAAUACAUUGAGAUGAAAAAUACUCACGCGGCGAUUGAAUCCUACCGCCGAGCGGUUGACGUCAACCGCAAAGACUACCGUGCCUGGUACGGACUAGGCCAGGCAUACGAAGUACUCGACAUGUCUUUCUACGCAUUAUUCUACUAUCAACGUGCCGCCGCCCUACGACCCUACGACCCCAAGAUGUGGCAGGCAGUCGGAUCCUGCUACGCCAAAAUGGGUCGUGUCGAGCAAAGCAUCAAGGCGUUGAAACGCGCCCUAGUCGCCGGCUCCUAUUAUGCAGAGGAGAACACCUCCCAAGUGAGUGGAUCCGGUCGCAAGAUACUCGACCCGGAGACACUACACCAAAUUGCUACACUCUAUGAAAGGCUCGGUGAAGAAGAUGAAGCUGCCGCUUACAUGGAACUCACUUUACAGCAGGAAUCAGGCCAGAUACCCAUGGAAGAAGAGUCUGAAUCCUCGGAUAAUGAACGCGAGAACGAAAAUGACGACGAGCAAUCUACCGGCGAGGGACAUUCGAGUUUCCGUCGUGCUCGACACUUCUCGUCAAUGGAUAGCCAAAACAAUGACGAAGAAGACACAUGGCAUGGGACAGGCGUCACGGCUACGACGUCCAAGGCCCGAUUAUGGCUUGCUCGGUGGUCGUUGCGCACCGGGGACCUCGAACGAGCCGAUCAACUGGCCGGUGAGUUGUGUCAAGAUGGUGUGGAAGUCGAAGAAGCAAAGGCUUUAAUGAGAGAUGUUCGAGCUAGACGCGAAGGUGGUGAGUGA
Molecule: messenger RNA, 2067 nt
Organism: Aspergillus tanneri
Lineage: Eukaryota; Fungi; Ascomycota; Eurotiomycetes; Eurotiales; Aspergillaceae
Gene: CDC23
Product: anaphase promoting complex subunit CDC23
Exons: 4
Coding region: 1-2067 (688 amino acids)
Biological process (GO): cell division
Cellular component (GO): anaphase-promoting complex
Molecular function (GO): protein binding
Source: RefSeq, a predicted model, not a curated record